AUGUGUGAUACAAAUCCCUCAAACGCUUCAGGAGCGAACACUCCCGCCAUUCUCAUCGGCAUCUACGGAUUACCUGGAUCUGGAAAGACCACGAUGAUCAACGACUUGAAGCAACAGCUCGACGAUACCAAGUAUGUAUUCUAUGAAGGCUCUGAAGUGAUUGACCGGGUUUUUCCCGGUGGCUUGAUAGCCUUCCAGCAAUCAUCAGAAAAGGAAAAAGAAAGACAUCGCGAAAUCGCAAUCAACACUAUCCAUCGCGAAUGCACUCAAAGCGGGAAAACGGGCAUUUUGGCCGGCCAUUUCAUGUUCUGGGACAACCAGAAUGAGGAACCCAAAACCGUUAUGACUGAAGGAGACCUCAAAGCCUUUUCGCACAUCCUCUACUUGGAUGUGCCCACCGGCGAGAUUUCACGGCGUCGUUCUUGCGACAGUGCCAGAAGACGCGAAGAUCUGCCAAUUGCACACUUGGAAAAAUGGAAGAAGCAAGAAAAGGAAGGCUUGCAACUGCGUUGUCGCCGUCACAAUAUUUUAUUCAUGCGUCUUCCUCCCCACAUACAAUUACCGACAGUUGCAGCACUGAUUGAAGACUUCCACUCGCACAACGAGCCUUACAACUUUUCCAAAGCCCGGAAAGUGUUGGAUGAAGCCAUCAAUGCUAAUAGCGACCAUCUGGAGACCAUUCUUGUUUUAGAUGCGGACCGUACGCUGUCAGCAAAAGACACGGCCGCGUUGUUUUGGGACAAGGCCCUCAGCUCCCAGAGCAUAGCUAUGGAUGAAAACCCUCUUAAGAAGCUCUUUGAUGCAUUGAGGUAUUCCUACACUGCGUUUCGUCAAGCGACUUUACUGUAUGAAGAAGCGGUAAAUGAGGAAACCUUCCAUGCGCUAUGUCAGGAUGUCGCAUCGGAGACAUCAAUUUAUGCGGAGUUUGCAGCGCUACUCCGUCUUGUCGCCCAGCAAAAUCGCGUUGGCGCAAUAGUCAUCACCAGCGGACUGCGCAGUAUCUGGGAAAAGGUGAUAGAAAAAGUGGGCUUGCCUGAGCAGGUCAAGGUGAUCGGUGGUGGUCGUGUCAAAGAUGGAUACGUGGUUACGCCUGCUGUUAAACAUGAUUUGGUCACGCGGUUACAGGACAAGCAUGGGCUGUGUGUGUGGGCGUUUGGAGACAGCCCUAUCGAUUUGCCGAUGCUACGCAAAGCGGACAGGGCUAUCGUCGUCGUCGGUUACAAACACGAGAGAAGCAAAUCCAUGGAGGAGCCCUUGAACAGCGCCAUUAACAUCGAGGGCCUUAGAGCACAGCAAGCCCUACUACCUAGUAGUGUCGAGCCACGUUUGGACUUACUUCAGCUUCCCAGCGUCGAUCUGACCCAGGAAGUGUUCCUCAACUCUUUGUUCACGCGGUACAGCCGACCUGACCUGGAAUUCUGUCAUGCCACAGAGAAGAAUGCGGCCAAGAUGCUCAUGGCGCAAAUGCGGGAUGCGAGGAACAAAGGACCACAGCUGAGAACAGUCCAUCAGCGUGUUGGUGCGUAUUUGGCGACAGAGUAUCUGACCGAGGUAAUUGGCCUUGAAAAGUACACCAUCCAGCAUGUCCAAGGCUACCCGACUGAUGGCCACCGGCUGCUUGAUGAGUCUCGGACGUUGAUCGUGGCACUGAUGCGUGGCGGAGAGCCCAUGGCGCUUGGCAUCAACGAUGUGUUUCCCCUCGCCAUGUUUCUUCAUGCUCGGAUUAGCGAAGAUAUCAAGGAACAUCAUUUGGAAGGCAUUGUGAAUGUUAUUCUUGUUGAUUCGGUGGUGAAUACCGGCAAGUCGGUGCUAGAAUUUGUCGAGCGAAUUCGCCAGCUCCAUGCUACCGUUCGCAUUGUGGUGGUGGCUGGCGUGGUGCAGGCUCAGAGUGUUACAAAAGGCACUGCAUUUUACAAAAAGCUUACCCGUCAUACUGGCUAUCCCAAGUUUCAUAUGGUGGCCCUUCGACUAUCGGAAAACAAAUAUAGUGGUCGGGGAGGAACUGACACCGGGAACCGCUUGUUUAACACGACGCAACUGGAGUGA
Talaromyces rugulosus is the source of this 2046-nucleotide messenger RNA. RefSeq lists its product as uncharacterized. Gene Ontology annotation, cellular component: cytoplasm. The record is from RefSeq and is a predicted model, not a curated record. NCBI's taxonomy places the organism in Eukaryota, Fungi, Ascomycota, Eurotiomycetes, Eurotiales, Trichocomaceae. Gene Ontology annotation, molecular function: magnesium ion binding. The transcript has a single exon. Gene Ontology annotation, biological process: L-serine biosynthetic process; dephosphorylation. The coding region runs from base 1 to 2046 and encodes 681 amino acids.